AAGAAAAAACAAAAAACAAAAAACAAAAGAACUUGGUAUAUUCCCUUUCCAAGUCUUUAUAAAUAAAUAUUCACAAUAACAUUUCACUCUUGCCUUCAGAAACUCAACAUGGCUAAUCAGCCACAAGACAAUGUUGAAGGCACUUCCAGCAGAGUAAAUAAGCAGAAAAGUAAGGUCUCAAAGUGUGUCAGGCCACGAGCAUCAUCUCCUCCAUGCGCAGCAUGCAAGAAAAUGAGAAAGAAAUGCACCAGUGACUGCAUCUUUGCACCUUAUUUUGGUUCUAGCCAGGGCUCAACGCGGUUUGCAGCGGUGCACAAGGUGUUUGGUGCAAACAAUUUGUCAAAACUAUUGCUAGAAGUUGAAGAGAUUCAUCGUAAUGAGGCCAUAAAUUCCUUAUGCUACGAAGCUCAAGCAAGGCUAGCCAAUCCUGUUCAUGGUUGUGUCUCCACCAUUUCUGCUUUGCAACAACAGGUGACAUCAUUGCAAGGAGAGCUUGCUAUGGUUCAAAAUCAAUUGAUUAAUACACAAAAUUUAUAUGAAAGUCUCCUUCAGAGGACAUAUCAUCAACAACAACCAAACAUCAAUGUAGUUGUGCAACCUACACAGUGCAACAAUAUGCCUCCUUCUGCAAAUAAUUUGAUGAACAUGAGCUUCUUCAACCCAGCUUUUGAUCACCUUGCAAUGCAGACAACACCUUCAACAAACAACACAGACCCUCUUCAAUUUUGUGGGCUUCCCCAUUUCAACAUCAACAUGCCGCAUCUCUUUCCAUGA
Molecule: messenger RNA, 774 nt
Organism: Vigna unguiculata (cowpea)
Lineage: Eukaryota; Viridiplantae; Streptophyta; Magnoliopsida; Fabales; Fabaceae
Product: LOB domain-containing protein 20-like
Biological process (GO): hormone-mediated signaling pathway; positive regulation of DNA-templated transcription
Cellular component (GO): nucleus
Source: RefSeq, a predicted model, not a curated record